AUCACGGUGAUGGGCACGAAGCAAAGGUGAGCAGAGACGAUCAUGUCUUCCACUUCGACUGGCAGCCUUCCGCCCGGCGCUGGCGGAGGCGGAGGAGGGAUCGGUGGCGGCGGUGGCGGCGGCGUAGGGGGUGUGGGAGUACGGGGCUGGCUGUCGGCCACGUCGGUGUCGUCGUCUGGGAAGAGGAUCAAGAAGGAGAUGCUGGAGCUCAAUGCCGAUCCGCCUGCCGACUGCUCCGCCGGCCCCAAGGGCGACAACCUCUACCACUGGGUCUCCACCAUAAUCGGCCCCCAAGGAACCCCAUAUGAAGAUGGCAUAUUUUUUCUUGACAUUGUCUUUCCAUGUGACUAUCCAUUCAAACCCCCAAAGAAGCUCACAGGAGUGACUAGAGCCAACAGCUGCAGCAGUGGCCCUUUCGUAAGCCUACUGCUGCCAGCAGUGGUGCGGCUUACUGCUUCCUGCAGUGAUGCAACGACCCCUCACAGGUUUAUUGAGACUAGCGGCAGCCCCUCGCAGGUUGUUGUGGCCAGCAACAGCAGUAGCUAAGGGAAGAGAGGACAGUGACUUGAAGAAGACAAGGGUGGGGAGGAGAGAGAAGAAAAUGGAGGAAAUAGAAGUGGGGAAAUAAGGUGAGGGUAUUUCAUUAAAUUGACAGUCUACUGAUAACAUUAGUAUCAAACAAAUAUGCAUGCAUUUAAUAUUUGGUCAGAUAUAAUUUUAUAUAUUGCAAUUUUCCUUUUAAUUGUAGCUUCAUCGUGCCUCAGCUUCUUUACCCUCUUUGUCUUCGUGUUUGUUGUCUUUUCAUGCUGCUCAAAAAAACUGUAAUGUUCUCAUACAAGGGAAAUUGAUGCCAAUCACAACCAAUGUGUGUUGUGCACCACACAUGUUAUACAAAAUUUAUAUAGUAAUAGCCUCAAAACAGCAUUUGAUAUUCCUUCAAAAUUGGUCUCUUCAAUCGUAUUCGAGAUUUCUGUAAAUGCUUCAUUGGCGCAAGAAAUAGAUGUAAUAAACUGCUUGAGAAUCCUGUCACAUAUGCCAUUUUGGUUUUUUGUUUCUGUUAUCUAUGACAAUUUUGGAAUGUUAAAUGGACAGAUAUAUUGCGUUUGAUAUAUCUUAUAUCGAAACCUUUAAAUGGUAUAUAUAUUGCAAAACAGGUAAAUAGUAGAAAAGUUCUAUCGUAAUAUAUCUUGUAGUUUGAUCGAGGUUGGCUGAAACUGCUUGUGAGCCAUUAGAUUGUCCAUUUAUUCUUGACUGUGAUUAUCGUAAGCAUCAGUAAGGCUAGCUAUCUAUCUGAUGAAUC
This is a messenger RNA of Musa acuminata AAA Group (dessert banana), 1300 nucleotides long. Its product is annotated as constitutive photomorphogenesis protein 10. Gene Ontology annotation, cellular component: nucleus. The record is from RefSeq and is a predicted model, not a curated record. NCBI's taxonomy places the organism in Eukaryota, Viridiplantae, Streptophyta, Magnoliopsida, Zingiberales, Musaceae. Gene Ontology annotation, molecular function: ubiquitin conjugating enzyme activity. The transcript has 3 exons. Bases 43 to 546 code for a protein of 167 amino acids. Gene Ontology annotation, biological process: protein polyubiquitination.